Messenger RNA from Pelobates fuscus (common spadefoot toad), 1020 nucleotides. RefSeq names its product olfactory receptor 6C65-like. Lineage: Eukaryota; Metazoa; Chordata; Amphibia; Anura; Pelobatidae. Gene Ontology annotation, molecular function: olfactory receptor activity; G protein-coupled receptor activity. The transcript has 2 exons. Gene Ontology annotation, cellular component: membrane. The coding region runs from base 34 to 1020 and encodes 328 amino acids. The record is from RefSeq and is a predicted model, not a curated record. Gene Ontology annotation, biological process: G protein-coupled receptor signaling pathway.
UCACGAGAGAGGACAGCACAUAACCGGACGCCAAUGGCUAAUCAUUCAGGGGUUUUAGAUUUUGAAAUUAUCGGUUUUCCAGGACUUAAUCCGAAGUUUGAGAUUCUGGUUUCAUCAGUCUUAUUUUCGGUCUAUAUCAUGUCAUUGGUUGCAAAUGGAACAGUAAUCAUCUUGACCGUCAAUAAGAAAAAUCUACACCAACCAAUGUAUGCAUUUAUUGGAAAUCUCGCUCUUUCCGACCUGCUCUUCGACACCAUCACCUUGCCAAAAAUCAUUGCCAAAUAUUGGUGCGGAGAUGGGUUAAUAUCCUUCCCUGGAUGCAUCACUCAGUUGUUUUUUGUCCAUUUCUUUGGCAUUGUUGAUUCUUUCAUCAUCAUGCUGAUGGCUUUGGAUCGCUAUGUCGCAAUUUGCAAACCUCUGAUAUAUUGCUCGAUAAUGACCAAUAAAGUUACGGCCAUUCUAUGCUAUAUCUUCUGGUUUCUAGCAGCUGUUUUGAACUUCUAUAACCCUUAUAUGAUUGCUCAGUUUAAUUUCUGUGGCAAUACAAUUAAAAACUGCUACUGUGUGAGUAUCGUGAUGUACAGCUUGUCAUGCACAGAUAUCUCCACUGUUUUGCAAGUAUCCUUCACUAUUGCCAUGUUUGUGCUUUUGGUUCCCUUGUCAUUCAUCAUUGCCUCGUACAUCAUUAUUAUAAAGACAAUUUACUCAUCAUCUCGAUCGGACAGCUGGCAGAAGGCAUUUUACACUUGCACAACUCACUUGUUAGUCAUAAGUCUGUACUAUCUUCCACGUGUGUCUGUUUAUUUGUGUAAUCUGUUCCGUGUGGCUAUUAAUGCUGACUUGAAUAUUUUAAUCCUUUGUCUUUAUACUUACAUUCCUCAUUUAGCAAGCCCCAUCAUAUAUUGUCUCCGGACAGAAGAAAUUCUAAAGACUCUUCAUCGUUUCACAAAAAGAGAGAACUAUUUCCGAGGUAAACUCAAGCCCAGGGUUGGAUUUACCCGUCAGGUGGCAGCGUUCUAA